GGCUCCCGCGCCCUGCCUGCGCCCCGCCGCCGCCCGGCCCGAGCAUGGAGACGGCGGAGAAGGAGUGCGGCGCCCUGGGCGGGCUCUUCCAGGCCAUCGUCAACGACAUGAAGAGCUCCUACCCCAUCUGGGAGGACUUCAACUCCAAGGCCACAAAGCUGCAUUCCCAGCUGAGGACCACUGUGCUGGCUGCUGUGGCCUUCUUGGAUGCCUUCCAGAAAGUGGCAGACAUGGCCACCAACACUCGAGGGGCCACGCGGGACAUCGGCUCGGCGCUCACGCGCAUGUGCAUGCGCCACCGCAGCAUCGAGACCAAGCUGCGCCAGUUCACCAACGCACUGCUGGAGAGCCUCAUCAACCCGCUGCAGGAGCGCAUCGAGGACUGGAAGAAGUCAGCCAACCAACUGGACAAGGACCACGCGAAAGAGUACAAACGAGCCCGGCAUGAGAUCAAAAAGAAGUCUUCAGACACGCUGAAGCUGCAGAAGAAAGCGCGCAAAGAGCUACUUGGGAAAGGAGACCUGCAGCCCCAGCUGGACAGCGCCCUGCAGGACGUCAACGACAUGUACUUGCUGCUGGAGGAGACGGAGAAGCAGGCCGUGCGCCGGGCCCUGAUCGAGGAGCGCGGCCGCUUCUGCACCUUCAUCACCUUCCUGCAGCCUGUGGUGAACGGCGAGCUGACCAUGCUGGGUGAGAUCACCCACCUGCAGGGCAUCAUCGACGACCUGGUGGUGCUGACCGCUGAGCCGCACAAGCUGCCUCCCGCUAGCGAGCAGGUGAUCAAAGACCUGAAGGGCUCCGACUACAGCUGGUCCUACCAGACCCCACCCUCAUCACCCAGCAGCUCCAGCUCCCGGAAGUCCAGCAUGUGCAGUGCCCCCAGCAGCAGUAGCAGUGCCAAGGGUGGCGGAGCCCCAUGGCCUGGGGGUGCCCAAACAUACUCACCCAGUUCCACCUGUCGCUACCGCAGCCUGGCGCAGCCAGCCACCACCACCGCCCGCCUCUCCAGUGUCUCCUCCCACGACUCUGGCUUCAUCUCCCAGGAUGCCACCUACUCCAAGCCACCCUCACCCAUGCCUUCAGACAUCACCAGCCAGAAGUCCUCCAGCUCUGCGUCCUCCGAGGCCUCAGAAACCUGCCAGUCUGUUAGCGAGUGCAGCUCCCCGACCUCGGACUGGUCCAAGGCCGGCCCCCACGAGCAGCCCGCAGGCACCACCCUGCAGCGGAGGAAGGACCGAGUGGAGCUCCUCCGAGACACAGAGCCCGGCCCGGCCAGCGGGGGUGCCCUGGGCCCCAGUGGAGAGGAAGCACCACGACCCCGCAUGUCCCCUGCCACUAUUGCAGCCAAGCAUGGUGAGGAGGUGUCCCCUGCGGCCAGUGACCUGGCCAUGGUGCUGACCCGCGGCCUGAGCCUGGAGCACCAGAAGAGCAGCCGGGACUCGCUGCAGUACUCGAGCGGCUACAGCACGCAGACCACCACGCCCUCGUGCUCCGAGGACACCAUCCCCUCCCAAGGCUCCGACUACGACUGCUACUCGGUGAACGGGGAUGCAGACGGUGAGGGCCCGCCCGAGUUCGACAAGUCGUCCACCAUCCCUCGCAACAGCAACAUCGCCCAGAACUACCGCCGCCUGAUCCAGACCAAGCGCCCGGCCUCCACCGCCGGGCUACCCACCGCGGGGCUGCCCACCGCCUCGGGUGCACCCCCCGGCGUGGCCACCAUACGCCGCACGCCCUCCACCAAGCCCACCGUGCGCCGUGCCCUCUCCAGCGCUGGCCCCAUCCCCAUCCGGCCACCCAUUGUCCCAGUGAAGACGCCCACCGUGCCCGACUCCCCCGGUUACGCAGGGCCCACUCGGGCAGGCAGCGAGGAGUGCGUCUUCUACACUGACGAGGCCGCCUCGCCGCUGGUGCCGGACCUGGCCAAGGCCUCCCCGAAGAGGCUCAGCCUGCCCAACACAGCCUGGGGCAGCGCGUCCCCCGAGGCCGCCGGCUACCCCGGGCCUGGGGGCGAGGAGGACGAUGAGCAGCAGCAGCAGCUGGCCGCCAACCGGCACAGCCUGGUAGAGAAGCUCGGGGAGCUGGUGGCAGGCGCCCACGCCCUGGGCGAGGGCCAGUUCCCCUUUCCCACAGCCCUGUCGACCACCCCCGCAGAGGAAACGCCCACCCCGCCCCCGGCUGCCACCAGCGACCCCCCAGCUGAAGACAUGCUGGUGGCCAUCCGACGCGGGGUGCGCCUCCGCAGGACGGUCACCAACGACAGGUCGGCGCCCCGCAUCUUGUGAUGGCGCCACCCUCCCACCCUCUGGCCUCCCGCCAGGCCGGUGGGCAGCGGCGGCUCAGAGCAAAGGCACAGCCAGGAGAGAGCAGAGCUGGGCAAGCUUGCUUUCUUUUAAAGUCACAUGAGGCAAAGCCACUUUACAGAAAGAGACACCCAGCUUGGAUCUCCGUGGCUGGACAGGAAGUGACUUCUCUCUCACGCUCGCCAGGCGGAGCCUGGGGUCCUGAACUGGAUCUGGAGCCUGUUUGAUACUCUCCUGGCCUCCUCUGUCCCACCUUCCUCCUGCUGGCCCUGCCUUUGCCACAUCUCAGGCCCAGGGCUAUGCUCCUAGUCCACGACAAGGGGCCGGCCAGCCUUGGGCCAUUCCGGCCAGUGCCACAGCUCAACUAGCCUGGCCACCUGGCCCCGGUCAGGUCAGCGUGCCUCGGGCUUUUUGGAAUCUGGCGCCCUCCGCCCCUGACUGAGCCCCCCGUCCCUCCCCCUUCUCUCCUUCUCUCCCCGUCAGAGAGGCAGGGUGGCCAUGGAGGGGCCAGGGUGCCCAACUGGCUAACGUAUCAGAUGUGACCGGAAAGCUGGGCAGAGUGGCUGGUGAUUGGGAGGGCAGGGGGAGGGAGGUGAGCCGCCGUGGGGGAAGGGGACCUGCGUGGAGGAGGCUGGGGAUCCCGAGGCAGCCUCCCCUCCCCCUGCGGUGGGGCUGGGUUCGGGGGCAGGGCAGGAGUCCAGAGGUCCGGGAGCUGCUUUCAGGUGUCCGGUCCUCAUCUGGGCACGUCAGGACUUAACUCUGGGGGCACUUUGGUCACAGUUUCAGUCCCCUUUGGGGGUGGGGGCUGGAGCUGUAGAGGGUGUGGGGGGUUAUUUUAUGAAUAUAAUAAAAUGGAGCUGACUGGA
Molecule: messenger RNA, 3169 nt
Organism: Equus quagga
Lineage: Eukaryota; Metazoa; Chordata; Mammalia; Perissodactyla; Equidae
Gene: MTSS2
Product: MTSS I-BAR domain containing 2
Exons: 15
Coding region: 45-2285 (746 amino acids)
Biological process (GO): cell projection assembly; plasma membrane organization
Cellular component (GO): cytoplasmic side of plasma membrane; actin cytoskeleton
Molecular function (GO): phospholipid binding; actin binding
Source: RefSeq, a predicted model, not a curated record